AUGGGCUGCAUGUGCAGGAGCCACUUUUCACUUGUCGUAGCACUGAACCUUGCGGCAGUGUCAUCUGGGAAACGAGCCGACAGCGUGACGGAAGGAGUCAAGCUUGUGCACUAUGACAGCAGCGGCAUGCACGCCAUGGACCCAUCCAUCAUCGAUGGUGUGAGGAAGACACUGCUCAUGAUACACGAGUCGCAGCUACCAACGGACAACCCUGGCAAAGCUGCUGCGAAACUCCGGGAAGCAGAGCACAUAGUCAUACCGAAAGAUGUGAUUCCACAGCAGACCAACGACAAGGACUGCGGUGUUUUUGUGUGCAUGUACACUAAAUACCUUGUGGAGUCGGAUUUCACCACCGUACGCAAGUGGGUGUCAUGUGACGGUGUGACGGCCAAGGACUUUAGGCGCCGCAUGCGCGCCGAUGUUUGCAGCCUCGCCACAGGGGAGCUGAUAGUGCAACUACUACUGGAGGAGAUUGAGGUGCCCCUUCAGCCCACUCCAAUAGUGGGGGACCAUGGUGUUCUGAUGUGGCCAAAGGCUGAUGACGUGCGCAUGGAGCUGGCACGGAUGGCGCGUGAGCGAACCAACAUGGAGUUGGGAGGGUUCGUGUUGGCCUCAGCGGUCACGAGCAUCGCCAAGGCACUGGGGUAUGACCUACCAGAGCUCCGGGCCGCGUGCGCGCAUGAGCUGAGCACCUGUGGGACGCCUCUUCUCCAACGGUCGUCCGCGGCGGAGAACUCGGCGGAACGUCAGGGCGCACAGGCGGCACUGGCCGAGAUGUUGCACGAGACACCGGAGACACUACGCCCUGUUCCCGCGAUAUGGGCCCGCCGACAGCAGGAUGACAUCGGCGCAACUCGGAAGGCGCGCAAUGACAACGAUGAGACGCACGGUCCGAACACCCCUGAUACCUCCCCGGACAAGGGUCCAGGCCGUGGGAUGAGAAAGCCACGAUCUGCAUCGGCUAAGGCAACGGAGUCUGCUGGCUCUGGAGAGAAAAAGAGGGGUGGCACGAGCGACUACACGGGAGUCUGGUUCGAAAAACGAGUCGGGAAGUGGUGCACGAAGUUGACGGCCGAUCCGAGUACGGGCCGUCAGAUUCGGCUGGGAGCAUACCAGAGGGAGGAGGACGCGGCGUACGCGUACGCCGCGGGAGCAUUCGUGAUACGGAGGAAAGACACCUUUCCCAAGGUCAUGGAGCUGACCGCGGGCGAGGUGGCGUCGCUGGAGGGUUGCAUUGAGGAUGAUGUGCGUCACCUCGUGCACAAACGGCAGUGGUAUAGGUGGAGGGAAUGGCGUAAGGCAAUGGAUGACAUAGGGAUCAAGCCUGGCACACCAUUUCAGCCAGAGAAGGGUGGCAAGUCUAGUGCAUUGGCGCGCCGCCUGUGCACUAGUGUGGAUGCACCAGGAGAGGCUGCUGAUGGGGACGGGGAGAGCGUAGAAGUGUCUCCUGGGGAAGGGUCGGACGGUGAAGCGACCGAAGCGCCGCCGGAGGAACCGGAGCCCGUGUCGUCUGACGACAACCCGAACGAAGCGCUUCCGCAUGUGAAUGCAGCCGCUGACGACGACGCGGAUGAGACUAACGAGGAGCGCUCCGACUCGGCCCCGGUUACCAGGGAGGAGUUUGACGCUAUGCGCAAAACGCAGACGGACACGGCUGCGACACUUGCGAGGCUCGAGACGGCGCUGCUGGCGUCGCUUGCCAAUCACACCGCAAUGAAACGCAAGAGGGACAAUGCGCGCGGGGUGUUUGGUAGUGCGCCGAAUGCAAGGAAGGCCCGUCGCGUCGCAACGCCAGAGGAGUCCGACCUGGACGAGGACGAGGUGGAGGAGGAGCACUGGCGGCACAAGCGCUCGUCCACGUCGCCUAUUCUACAGUGCGCGCUGAAAUUCCUGCCGACCAACAAAGGAUGGAAGGCACACGUGUUCGCUAUAUCCAAGUGGAGCGCGGACCGACGCGGCAUGCCUUUUGCGUCGGGUGCAUUCGCGGCCUGUGCCCGUGCGGCGUUCAAGCCGCGGAUGAUCAACGGGACUGUGACUCUGAAGCUGUACCACAUGGCCUGGCUCGAGCACGUGGUCACGGACGCCAUCCGCUUCUGGGAGGCACGCAAGGGAAGGCUGUCCAACUCUGCGGGUGUCAACGCGCAGAUCGUGGACGGCCUCCGCGAGUGUGCCCUGACGGACGUCAUGGCGGCUGUCGAUGAGUUCCAGCCCGCGUACGACGCAACAACUUCCUCAUGGGCUUGGGGUCGCCAUGGCCUGCGCCUUUCUUCGUGCGGCAUAGAGCGCCAGGCGACGGCAGCGCCAGCAGCCAGCGAGAGCGGGAGGGAGGGGGACCAUCUCUGUCUGAACUGA
Messenger RNA from Closterium sp. Yama58-4, 2352 nucleotides. Lineage: Eukaryota; Viridiplantae; Streptophyta; Zygnematophyceae; Desmidiales; Closteriaceae. The record is from the annotation of a GenBank genome assembly.